Messenger RNA from Kluyveromyces marxianus DMKU3-1042, 6129 nucleotides. RefSeq names its product GTPase-activating protein BEM2 (gene BEM2). Bases 1 to 6129 code for a protein of 2042 amino acids. Lineage: Eukaryota; Fungi; Ascomycota; Saccharomycetes; Saccharomycetales; Saccharomycetaceae. Gene Ontology annotation, cellular component: cytoplasm. The transcript has a single exon. Gene Ontology annotation, biological process: small GTPase-mediated signal transduction; regulation of GTPase activity. Gene Ontology annotation, molecular function: guanyl-nucleotide exchange factor activity. The record is from RefSeq and is a predicted model, not a curated record.
AUGAAGGGACUUAGAUGGACUAACAGAAGUAAAAGGAAUGAGGAAAAAUCAAAGAACUCGGGCAAUAGCUCAGGUUCCGCCUUUUCAGCUGGACCAUAUUCCCAACAAAGAGGCUCGGCAAACUCAAGCAAUUCAUCUUCAUCAUUAUCCCGACCAUCCUCUUUGUCAAAACAAGCUAACAAUAUGUACAUGUCAGAUUCACAAGCUCACUCACAGCGAUCCUUGUCGUCCUCAGGCAGUAGACACGACUCGAAAACUGGCCUAGAUGAAGACUCUUUUGACUCUACUUCAGGUCAUUCUGGAAAACUUUCGACAGUCAAGAGCUCAAAUAAAGAUUCCACAUCGAGUGGUUCUGUUUCAACAACAACAUUUGCUUCGACUACUAAUGCGCUUGAUGAUUCCACGUCCGGAACACUGAUAAGCACUCUGGGAAACGAUUCUAAUAAAGUGGAAAUUUCUCAUGGUCAUUCUUCCCAACACAAACACCAUAACGUUAAUAAUACUAAUAAUAAUACUAAUACUAAUACUAAUAGCACCAAUGCUCAUAAUAACAGCAAUGCACCUGUACCAACGCUUCAAUUGAAUUCUGAUAACUUUGAUUCUAUGGUAUUUAAGACGGGUUGGGUAAAUAAAUCCCAUGGUACAAUACAAACAUCUCCAAUGAACUCAUCUUCGUCCACGUCUGUUGCAUCCCAGAGGAGCAAUCGUGAAAGUAGGGUUUAUGGUACAGAUUCUCUAUCCAUGAGUUCGCCAAGAAGUACAACCCAUUACAUGCAAGAAUAUCGCUUAUAUAAGGCUCAGUUGAAAGGCUGUGUACUCAGCCUUUACAAAUCUGGUAUCAACAAUGUGAAGUUUUUUGAUCCUUCACUUGAUCCUCCCAACACCAAACAUGAACAUGAAGACGAUCACUACUUGCCCACUCCUCCUAUAAUGGCAGAUAUAUCGUCUGGAGGGCCCAAGGAAAGUCCGCAAUCUUCUAAAUCAUCUAGUUCAAACACCUUAUCUGGGUCAAAACAGGCAUCUUCCAUAAACUCCCACUCUUCAACAGAAAGCUCACCAAACUUGUCAAAGAAUAUCAAAGAACUAAAAUAUGUUAACGACGCCUAUCCCCAUCCUAAUCUCAAAAUUGAUAAGCACGGUCAAAUUAUUUACGGAGAUGUGGAGAGUAUUUGUCAUACCAUAUUAUUUUCGGUUGACCUUGAAACGAAGAAAGCUUUGGACUUGAUUUUAAUGCUACCUCUAAUUGAAGACAUUAAAUUGCACUUCCAGUGUUUUUGCUUGUAUGGCAUCAACUUCACCAAGAAUAAUGAAAAGCUAACCAAAGACUCAAAGCAGUGGUAUAAAGUAACUCCGGCAGUUGAUGAACUAAUGACACAAAGAUUGGCCUUGGUUGUUAAAACUGUACUAGAUGUAUUCCCAGGUUUUUUAUUAGAUGAUACCACCUUCAAUCAAGUAAUACAAUUGUUAGAUGUUAUCUCAUUGCAUAAUGACGAGAUAUCGAAUUCCUUGAAAUUGACAGUAGCAGAAUAUCACAAUAAGUUAAACGAAUUGGUUGCUUUCACAAAGAAACCACUAGACCAAAAAGCGCUAUCUCAAUUUGCCGAUGUUAAAGAAUUUUUGAAACUAGACAAUGAAGUGCUGGCAGAUCAGAUUCAUUCCAUUAACCUAAGAUUUAAUAAGGUUUGGUCGCCGCAAACGGAUUAUUCUUUACUCUAUGAUUCGGUAUUCAACAAGCGCUACAUAGAUUUCAAUCCUUUGGUCUUCAAUAAUAAAACAAAUGUCCAUUACGUUAGUAGACUAUUGAUUGAACAUUUGUUUAAAAAGAUUGAUGGUGUUGCUCUACAUCCUAAGGAAAGAGCAGUUAUUCUGACAAAAUGGGUACAACUCGGAUGUACUUUUGAGAAAAUUGGAGAUAUGGUUUCAUGGUUGGCCAUCGCUACCGUUAUUUGUUCGAUGCCUAUAUUAAGGCUCUCUUUAACAUGGCAAUACAUAUCUGAACAAACACUAAAAAUUAUCUUCAAGGAUUGGGUUCCGACAAUUGUUCAGCUUGACAGGAGACAACUCUCCUAUAGAACCACGAACAGUGUGUUUAUUUUAGCUCCACCUAAUUUAAACGAGCAGUCUAUUAGGGAGAACGUCAUCCCAUAUUUUGGUGAUUUGACCAUCCAUACAAAUGAUUUAACGCCAGAUACCAUGUUCAGAUACCUUGAAAAGAAGAUUUAUAGGACUAAGAAUGCUUUUCAAAAGUGGCAACAAAGACUUCCUCCGCAUCGAAAAACUGAUUCUGACAUCCUUCAAAAGUCAUCAGAUAUUCCCUUUUAUCAUUACUUAAAUUAUCACGUCUCUCAACCCCGUUUGAACAUUGAUAGAUUAAUGGAAUUGAGUUUGAAAUUAGAGCCUCCAAUCCUAGACAAGUUUGCUCCUGCAUUGCAUGUUUCGAAGAGAAGUCCUCUACUGAGUGGAAGUUAUCUCCCUAUAUUAUUUAAUGAAGUUUUACCAAACUAUUCUCUCUUUUCUCAGAAUGCGCUCAUUGGCGCUGCAGGUGUCCAGUAUAACAGGCAAUCUGUCAUACGAAACAAUGCUAUGACUAGAUCUGGUAAAACAUUAUCUGUUAGUGGUCCUCUCGAAGUAAUGAAACCAGAUGAUAAGUCUGUCGUUACAGGACUUGAGGGUGUUGAUGAAUUGACCGUCAGAGAACUUUCCACUAAGCAAUCAAAUAAACAAAUGUUACUAAAAUCAAUCAGGGAUGUCUUCAGCAUCAAUAUGGAUCUGUUCCAUGUAUUAGAUGACCUCAGUUUCAAAUCUGUGGAAGAUUGGGAUAAAAAUUCAAGACCAACGAGUAUUGUUAUUGAGAAUCCUAAAAGAUUUUCUGUGCGGUCUUCUCGUGAUUCUCAGGAUGUGAUGAAUAGACUAAGCGUAGGAGUCGAAAACAUGGAAUUCUUCAAAAACAUUUCUAAGGAUACAGAAACAUGGGAUGAAGUUGUUAUCAAUGUCGUUCUUAAAUCUGCAUCAUUAGAUAAACUAUUUGAUGUUUUGGUUUUGACCUCUUCGGUAUUUUCGAGGUUAGUGACAAUCAGUGACAUCUCUGCCUACUUCAAGAAUCAUCAAGAAAAAUUCAAUGAUGGGACUGGUACUGGAUUAUUAGACUAUGGAGUGGUAAAGCUUUGUAUGGACAAUGAUUUGUAUACUAAAACCUUUUUCAGUACCUAUAGAAGUUUCACUACUACGGUAUCAUUAUUAGAAAAUCUAGCGAAACGUUUUAUUGGUGCUAAGAGUUGUGCAAUUUCGAUUGAAAAAAUGGUCAAGCAUGAAAGUGAUAAAAAGAAAAAUGGUGAAGAGCCAAACUCUCCUAAUUACAAAUUCCCCUGUUGGGAUACUUCUGCUGCAUCUGAAUUUGAUACACCCCAUUUCGUUCACGCUGCUAAGAUUCAAAUAGGAACUGCUGAAGCCUUGUUUUAUCUAAUAAAGGAACAUUACUCUGAUUUUAAUGACGACUUGCAUAACAGUAAGUUGCUUUUGGAUAUUAUAAAAAUCAUGGAUCAAGAAGUUAUUGAUGAAUGGGAAUCCAGGAUAUCAUCCCUUUCAAGCCGUGCAGAAGAAUCUGUUGAGCAAAAACAACUUUUGGCUGAAUUAGAAUUACUUCAUGCUAAAUUGAAGGACAUCCUACAAAAGAUUAAACUGUCAUAUCAGAGGCAAUUGUAUCGACCAGUUGGUGUCAGUAGACACAAUAGGAAUACUAUGAAGAUUCUAAACUCUUUCACUACUCUAACUAUGGAAGAUCUCAACAAACUUAUUUAUGAGAACUCGUAUGAUGACUCUAUGAUUAGUUCUUUCCAAAAGCUUAAAGCAGAUUCGUAUAGUGAUAUUCUAAAGUGGAUGUACAAACUGGAUGAUUUGACUCUAUCUCAUUUGAAGCUAGCUACAGUAAAAGAAUGGAUGAUGGUUGCUCAACUAUUAGAGGGUUUCUCUUAUGAGUCUUUAACAUCCUUGUUCAGGUACCCACAAUUAGAACAAAAUUAUUCCCAGAUUAUUUCAGGAAAAGCACAGAUUGAAGACCUUGAAAUAAUGAAUAUCUUUACUUGGCUUGUUUCCUUAAAAGGUGUGAACAAUGAGUUGUUCGUAAAAAGACUUCCUUAUUCCAUUCAACUCAUAAUUAAUCUCCAUAUCUCACUAACGAAUUUCUUUAUCAUUCAAAUCGCUCAACUAGAAAAAACAUAUGAAUCACGUUUAGAAACUUGUACCAUUCUCUUGCAAAUGCUGGGCUUUGCACGUUGGAAAAAUAAUUCGAUCGAUCUUUUCCAGACCAAUUUAGAAACAGAUUCAAAAUUAUCUCCUCACUUACCUUCUUUCUUAGAGUCAGCUCUUUUGAAUGCAAUUCUCUCUCCUGAGUCGCGUAAAUUUGAACUUUCGUGGAAACAUGCCGCUGAAAACUUAGAUGGGUCGUCCUCUUUAAAGUCGAUUAACAAUAUCCUAGAUUGUACGGAAACCAGUAUAAAAAAUUUCAUUGAAUUUGAUGGAAUCGAAUCUAAACGGAAAAACUUUUGUCCAUGUCCUGGAUGGUUCAUUGGGAGACUAUUAGAGAUAUCCCAGUUAGUCACCAAUAUGAGUAUAGAGAACUCAAAGUUAAUCAAUUUCGAUAAAUGCCGCUUCACUUUCAAUCUUGUACUAAACUAUCAACAAUUGUUACUUAUUGAUGAUCAAGACGAGCACCCUGAACCCUCAAACUUCGGAUCAUCUUUGAAUCAUCUUGUAGUUGACCCCCUUCAUAGUUUCCGGACUAGGGCCAAAGAAUUGGCGGCAAAUGAGAUGAAAUUGAUGAAAUAUCAAGUACGUGGUGUGUUUAAUGAGGUCUUAAUAGCGGAAAUGCAUAAGAUAAAGAGGGAACAGAAAAAGAGGGAACACCUCAAUUCACAAGAAAAAGAACAAAAGAGGUCUCAGUCUUUGCAGGAAGUAAUGAAGCAAAAAACUAUUGAUAUGCAAACCUCAUUACUUUCACAAGUUCAAAAUCAACCUCAAAAUCACUCCGCACAGAGUCGUGUAAAGAGAUCUUCGGUUGCUAACAAUUCAAGAAAUUCUGUUCUUUAUAAUGCGGCUAGUAGUGGAAAUGGCGUAGGACGAAAGAUAGGUGGCUUUUUCAAGAGGCCAUUCUCUAUAGGUGGGUUUUCCUCUUCCGUCUCUUCGAAUGGUAUAAAUUCCAUGUUGAUUAACUCCAUUCAUAAUAAUGGUUCUGUUGCCCCAAUUGAUUUACCUAGGAUAAACAAAGAGGAAAUUAACGAUCAGAAACCGAUUCUCUCAUUGAAAACCUUUGAUAUUAAGAAAUGCAUUGAUGUGAGUAGUUUCUCGAAUGAUCCAUCGAUGAUAUACUGCUUCAAGAUUGUUAUGGAGAACGGUCAAGAGCAUUUGAUUCAGGCGAUUGAUUAUCAUGACUUAUGCUUAUGGAUAAAAAACAUCACACUCUCUAAACGCUAUUCUUUCCACUCCAGGAAAUAUAAAGGCAAGACUUCUAACAAAGUGUUCGGUGUUCCUAUUGAAGAUAUAUGUGAAAGAGAAGGAACACUGACACCAACCAUAGUGCAUAAGCUUUUAGAGGAAAUAGAACUGCGAGGUUUAGAUGAAGUUGGUUUAUACCGUGUUCCUGGUUCCGUUGGAAGUAUCAAUAUGCUUAAAAAUGCAUUUGAUGAUGAAGGUGCUGUAAAUAAUGUUUUUACAUUGGAGGAUGAUCGCUGGUUUGAAAUCAAUACAAUCGCAGGAUGUUUCAAGCUAUAUUUAAGAGAAUUGCCCGAGUCACUCUUUACUAAUGAAAGGUUACCGGAAUUUCUCCAAUUGGUGGAACAAGUCCAUUCUGAUCUAAUAUCUGAGGAUGAAUUUGAUGAGUUGAUGAGGGAAAAGUUAAGAACGCUUCCAAUUUACAACUAUCAUAUGAUAAAAAGAAUCUUCCAACAUUUGCAUAAGGUGCAUGCCCAUAUGGAUACCAACCGUAUGGAUGCUAACAAUCUUGCGAUUGUUUUUUCCAUGAGUUUCAUCAAUCAAGAUGAUUUGGCCAAUAGUAUGGGACCAAGUUUAGGUUUGUUGCAGAAUCUUCUGCAAAGAUUUAUCAGAGAUCCUGACAUUUAUUUCGUGUAUGAAUAG